Molecule: messenger RNA, 2257 nt
Organism: Eriocheir sinensis (Chinese mitten crab)
Lineage: Eukaryota; Metazoa; Arthropoda; Malacostraca; Decapoda; Varunidae
Product: heat shock 70 kDa protein cognate 4-like
Exons: 3
Coding region: 157-2061 (634 amino acids)
Biological process (GO): cellular response to unfolded protein; protein refolding; vesicle-mediated transport
Cellular component (GO): nucleus; plasma membrane; cytoplasm
Molecular function (GO): ATP hydrolysis activity; heat shock protein binding; ATP-dependent protein folding chaperone
Source: RefSeq, a predicted model, not a curated record
UACGUCACCCCCUCAUGUGUUCUAGCAUCUUCCACACCCGCGCCUGCCGCUUAUAUUAGGUGCGGGGACGCCGCCCCCGUCAGUACAACACUUGACAGUGCCGAUUCUACAGGUGGUUUGAGUCUCCUGGGAACCUAAUCACAAACACACGAAGAGAUGUCAGCUCCGGCUAUCGGAAUCGACCUGGGCACCACGUACUCGUGCGUGGCUGUCUUCCAGCACGGAAAGGUGGAGAUCAUCGCCAACGACCAGGGCAACAGAACCACGCCUUCCUACGUGGCAUUCACUGACACAGAGCGACUCAUCGGUGACGCCGCCAAGAACCAGGUGGCCAUGAAUCCCAGCAACACUGUGUUUGAUGCUAAACGACUCAUCGGCCGCAAGUUUGAUGAACCUUCAGUACAGAGCGACAUGAAGCACUGGCCGUUCGCAGUGGUGAACGAGGGCGGCAAGCCCAAGGUGAAAGUGGAAUACAAGGGCGAGUCCAAGACCUUCAAUCCUGAAGAGAUCUCUUCAAUGGUGCUGACCAAGAUGAAAGAGACGGCAGAGGCGUUUCUGGGCCGCAGCGUAAAGGACGCCGUGGUCACUGUGCCCGCAUACUUCAACGACUCGCAGCGGCAGGCCACUAAGGACGCCGGCACCAUCUCCGGCAUCAAUGUGCUCAGGAUCAUCAACGAGCCGACGGCCGCCGCCAUCGCCUACGGUCUCGACAAGAAGGUGGGCGAUCGCGGGGAGCGCAACGUCCUCAUCUUCGAUCUGGGCGGCGGUACUUUUGAUGUGUCUAUCCUCAGCAUCGACGAAGGAGUAUUCGAAGUAAAGUCUACUGCCGGAGACACUCACCUUGGGGGCGAGGACUUCGACAACAGAAUGGUGAACCACUUUGUUCAAGAGUUCCAACGCAAAUUCAAGAAGGACUUGAAAACCAACAAGAGAGCAGUUCGUCGACUUAGAACAGCCUGUGAGCGGGCCAAGCGCACUCUGUCAUCCUCUACUCAGGCCAGCGUGGAGAUCGACUCACUGUUCGAGGGCAUUGACUUCUACACGUCCAUCACGCGUGCCAGGUUUGAGGAGCUGUGCUCUGAUUUGUUCCGUGGGACGCUGGAGCCCGUGGAGAAGGCUUUGAGGGACGCCAAGCUGGACAAGAGCAGCGUCCACGAGCUGGUAUUGGUGGGUGGCUCAACACGCAUUCCCAAGAUACAGAAGCUGCUACAGGACUUAUUUAACGGUAAAGAACUCAACAAGUCCAUCAACCCCGACGAGGCCGUAGCGUACGGCGCCGCGGUGCAGGCUGCCAUCCUCAGAGGGGACCAAUCAGAGGGUGUGAAGGACCUGCUCCUGCUGGAUGUGGCUCCGCUGUCGCUGGGCAUCGAGACAGCUGGCGGAGUGAUGACAGCACUCAUCAAGCGUAACACAACCAUUCCUACCAAGCAGCAACAGGUGUUCACCACCUACUCCGACAACCAACCAGGUGUACUAAUCCAGGUAUACGAGGGUGAGAGAGCUAUGACCAAGGACAACAACCUGCUGGGCAAGUUUGAGCUGAGCGGCAUCCCUCCGGCACCGCGAGGAGUGCCACAGAUCGAAGUAACUUUUGAUAUCGAUGCCAACGGCAUCCUCAAUGUGUCGGCCGUAGACAAGUCCACCGGCAAGGAGAACAAGAUCACCAUCACCAAUGACAAGGGGCGGCUCAGCAAGGACGAGAUCGAGAGGAUGGUAAACGAGGCCGAACAAUAUCAGGAGGAAGACUCCAAGCAACGGGAGAGAGUGGAUGCUAAGAACCGGCUCGAGGCACUUUGCUUCAGCAUCAAGUCUGCCGUCUCGGAGCCCUCGGUGGCAGAUAAGCUUUCGGCCGAUGAAAAGCGCUCCAUCGAAGAGAAGGCUGAACAGACGCUCAAUUGGUUGGACGCCAAUCAGCUGGCAGAGAAGGAGGAGUUCGAGCACCAGACGAAAGAACUCGAGCAGGUGUGGCGGCCGUUGGCUAGCAAGAUACACGGCCAAGGCGGCGGCCCCGGCGCCGGUCCUUCAGCAGGGAGGGGUCCCACCGUCGAGGAGGUUGACUAAGGUGCAGAAUAUACUCCUGCUUGAAGCUCCACGAUGAAGAUUGUGGUCAUUUGCAGUAUCAAAGCGUCCAAAAAUAGUGUAUACCCUUUGCUGUAAAAAACACCUGCAGCCAGGGUCCAGAGUCUAUAUAGAAGUUGAUUACGACCUAAGUGUGACGUGCCGCUAACCAAUAAAAUAUAUAUUUUUGAUAACUACU